UACCACAGGAGCUGUGAGAUAAUAUGUUUGUUAUGUAAGGUAGACAUUUCUAUGUAAGGUAGACAUACAGCCAUUGUUUAUAAACAGAAGCUGAGUAAAGGAAGUCCCACAGCGACGAUAUGUCUUUCCUGAUGCAAAACUUCUUUUCCAACAAAGUUCAUCCAUUCAGUAGGCAACGUGACAGUCUAGCACUGGACGAAAGUCACGAGAAUAAUGUUGAUCUGAUCCGAGCUGUGCUGAGAGGCGAACUAAACGAAGUCUUGGACCUCCUUCAGAGUGGUGCUUUUGUUAACAUCACCAACCAUCACUGCCAAACUCCACUCAUGGCUGCGUCCAUGUACGACAGGCCGGACAUAGUGGACCUGCUGGUCAGAUAUGGUGCAGACGUUGAUCAGUUUGAUAGUGUGAGACAGACACCCAUCAUGUACGCCGCUCAAUCCGGACUUGCAUCUAUCGUCGCUCUCUUGUGUCGAUACGGAGCGAACAUCGACGCGACGGACAAAUACGGGAGAAACACUCUAAUAAUAGCAGUCGAAUAUGGUCAAGAAGAUGUGGUAAAGGUUUUGUUGAAGUACGGAGCCAACGCAAACACGAAAGGGAAAGACGGGCUAACUGCCUUGAUGGUAGCAUGCAUCAAUGGCUAUGAGGAUAUCGUAGAGUUGUUGUGUAUGUAUUGUCAUACUUUCAUCGACAUCGACACCGUAGACGACAAAGGUCAAAACGCUUUAAUGAUGACUUCCUAUCUUGGCCACACCAAAGUCGCGGAGAUCUUGUGUCACUACGGUGCUGACAUAGAAGCAGUCGACAAACACGGAUGGAGCUCUUUGAUGUUUGCAGCUCAGGUUAACAGCGUGAACGUCAUUCAGAUUCUUGCUUCCUAUAGCGCAAAGAUGAAUUUGACCAACAGGGACGGCAUGACUUGCCUGAUGAUCGCGGCUGAAAAAGGGCAUGCAGCAUCUGUCAGACUGCUAUAUCAGUUAGGAUGUAGAAUUGACUGUAUGGACAAGAGCGGAUACAACGCAAUGAUGCUCGCUUCUAGAGAAGGCCACCUAAGCGUUGUCGAACUUUUGUUCAGUUUCGGGGGAUCUUUAGAUAACUGUAAUAUUAAAGGGAAAACGAGUCUAAUGAUGGCUGCCAAGUUGGGAUAUGUUAACGUUGUCCAAUUUUUGUGCUACCGAGGUGGCCAGGUAAACCGAAACGAUAAAGCCAAAUGGUCAGCUGCUAUGUUUGCAGCGGACGAGGGGAACCUGGAAGUUCUCAAGGUGUUGCUGAAAUUUGGAGCAUCUUUAAGGUUAACCGAUAACAAUGGUAUGAAUUGCCUCUUGUUGGCGUCCCGCAACGGUCACAUUUCUGUUGUAGAAGAGCUUUGCCGCAUAGGCUGUGGAAAAAAAUGUUUAAGAAAAAUGCUGGAUAACAAAAUAUUCCCAAGGGAAAACCUUAAUGAUUCUCGGAAGAAAAACCAAUCUUUUUUUGACAUCGAUGCCUCAGAAGGUAAAGGGCGUACUGCUCUAAUGCUUGCAUCGAAGAGAGGAUUUCUGGAUGUCGCUGCAAUGCUUCUUCGGCACGGAGCUAACAUCGAUGCCACGGAUAUGAAAUCUAGAUCAAGUCUUAUGACUGCAAGUCGCCAUGGUCACUCCAAAAUGGUGAAAAUGCUUGUCGAAAACGGCGCUGCGGUCAACAGUGGUGACAGGAGAAUGAUGACAGCCUUGAUGCUCGCGUCAGAAAGAGGCCACCUGGUGGAGCUUUUGUGUAAGUUUAAGGCACAAGUCAACCAAGUGGACAAAGACGGCUGGAACGCUUUAAUGCUGGCCACAGCCAAAGGUCAUCUCGAUGUCGUCGAGCAUUUAUAUUCAAAGGGCAGUGCUGUAACCUUCGCCAAUGAGCCAGGCUUGAGCGCAUUGCAUGUCGCCUCAGCUACAGGACACUUUGAACUAGUGCACUACUUCAUACACAUCUGCUUCAAUGGUAAUUCGGAUAGCAAGUCUCAGAAAAAAACGAUCUUGCAUUCACACGUGGACGUCAAUGGGCGUGAUAUUUAUGGUAACACCGCCCUGAUGCUGGCACACAAAAAAGGGCACAGGGACAUUGCUGAUCUGCUGAUUAAAGCUGGGGCGCUGCCUAGUCAUAAGGAAGCUGGCCUAAUGUCUCCUGCCAUGUACAGAUCUACAAGCCCUUAUGAAAUUCUGGUAAAAGACAUUCCCAACGAAACAGGCAUUUUGUCGCUGAGAACGCCAACAAGGACUGAUGAAACAGACAUUUUGUCGUUGCGGAUUCCGAAUAAAACGGACGAAACAGAUGUCGACCUAAUAAGUUUAUCAUCAAUGAAUAUCAAUAAUGAUAAGUCUAGACUGGUCACAGUGACCCGACCCAAAAAGAACAAGUCAAGAGCACGGGCUGCCUGGAGUUGAGUUGAACUAUGACUGAUGUUCAUAAUAUUUGUAUGGGCUUUUGGAUUUAUUUGUAAAUUUGUAACGUACAUAUCGAUUUAUAGUCUUUAUAUUCGUAUGGGCAUUUGUAAUGAUUUGUACAUUGGUGAUGCAUCACAAGCCAAUCAAACUAGUAGAUUUUGGUCAUAUCUUAUGAGAACAUUAUCAGAUACGAUCAUUGUUUUUAUUGUUUCGAAGGCCUUGGUGCAGCUUUUGCCCCAAAUGAAUUUAACUUUAUCUUGUAGUAGGUUGUAGAGUGGUUGAGCCAUUUGUGCAAUAUUUUUGAGUCGCUGAUGCCUGAUGGUAAUAGUUAACCAUACCUAGAAAAGACCUCAGUUGUGACUUAUUGUUUGGAGUUCAUUUCUGCUAAUACUUUUUCAUUGGUUUUAUGUAAUCCUUCUUUUGAAAUUUUCAUUCCACAGAAAAUUUCAUCUUUGAAGAAAGCACAUUUUUCCAGAUUUGCCUUGAGACCUUAUUCCCUCAGUCGGCUGAGUACACUUCUUCAAUUCCUUAAUCAGACAAUUGAUAUUUUUUUGUAUCACUCAGGUCAGCGGGGCAAUGGACAAGGGACAGUACUACGAUUACACGCAAAUAUGACCAAUGUUAUGGUCAUGUGAUCGAAAGCCUGCGUGUACGAGUGACACAGUGUGUAGGAAAGCGGCAGUUCAAGACCGGAGAGCGUCGAGACCGGGACUGUUAGUCGGCCAUGAAGUCGGUCCUGGUUGAGUCCUCGGGUGUUGAUGUACAAAUCCAGAAAGAGAGACAGUAGAGUUUUGUACGGUGAUGUACAGAGUGACAUUUUAGUUGUUGGUGUGUUGAUGCGAAUUGUCUAGUAUUGGCUGUUAUCUACUUAUUCACUCAUUAUUAAAGUACCAGAUUAUUUGGAGCCUUGUUGUCAAGUUCUUGAUGUGUUGUGUUGUGUUUAGCAGUGUUUACAGAAGGCCUGAUUAGAAGAGAGAAACGUAACAAUAUUGUACAUUGUGUAACUUCGCUUCUCUUUUGCAUGCUUUUUCUUUCUAUAUGACCUUGUUUGCCACACUUGAAACAAGUGGCACUGCGAAAGAAGCAUCUUGCUCUUGUAUGAUUCGACUUGCCACAGGAGAGACACAUAGUUCUGGUGUCCCCUUUAUCUUCUUGUUUUGAUGGAGAUCUAGACAUAGAUCUAUUUCUACCAAGACUUAGAUCUUGAAUCUAGAUUUAGAUCUAAAUCUAGGUCUAGAUCUAGCUAGAUCUAUGUCUAGUUUGUAUUACAAAUGACAAUGGAGAUAUUAUUUUUUAUUUUGCGAGGGGAAUGUCUGGUCCAAGUAGACCUACAAGUCUUUCAAGUCAUUUCUAGCUAGCUCACUACCUAACUAAAAUAGGUCAAGAAUUAUUUUUUAGUGUUGCCAAUUUAUCUAAUUUUGUAAGAAGAAUAAAUCUUUUUUAGUUUCUCUUUAUUACAUAUAAUAUGUUAUUAAUUUCGAAUGUAUGAAUAAGGUUAAUAAUUAUUAUUUUAAAAAAUAUAACUGUACGCUAACGGAAUAUAUGGAGAUGCUGUGGAUGAGUGGUAAAGCUUUUGGAACCAGAUGUCCCGUGUUCGAAUCCUGGUGGAGACUCUAGGUAGACCACUUCGGGGGCCGAUUUUCAGUUUGUGUUUCCCCACAAACUGUCUUUGUAACCUUGUUGUUAUCUCAUAUUUUGAGUCACUACAUGUCGAAUGUAUUGCGCAUUUGUAGCUUUAUUUUUUUUUUAAAUUUCAUUUGUAGCAGAACUACUAGUGUAUUCACAUUGAUGGGUCCUAUUUUAUAUAUAGUGAGGUGUGCUUUUUUUAAACAUUGUACAGUAAUAUCACACAAUGAAUUAUUAUUACCAUAGAGGUAGGAUAUUAGCAAAUGUUUAAAAAAACUGUAUACAAAAUUAACUGAGAUUUAUAUAAUAACAUGUAGUCAAUUCAUUAAUGUGAACUCCUUGUAUUUAAUCUAGAGCUAAUCACUAAUUACUUUCAUUCGAACCAACAGGUAACAAAAGCCCUAUCUAGCCAUGAUUUCGUUAGAGUUGUAUAUGUCUCUUCAUGUGUUUCUCUUCAUGUUUCAAAUCUACUGACGGGCAGGAGUGUAAAAAACCUUUGUGAGUCUGUAGAAUGAGAUCUAAUAGCCUUGCACUGAUAUCCAAGAUACACCUCAAUAUGGUAGCAGAAUUAAAGUUUGUAACUGAAAUAUGCACAAA
Messenger RNA from Biomphalaria glabrata, 4631 nucleotides. RefSeq names its product ankyrin repeat domain-containing protein 50-like. The record is from RefSeq and is a predicted model, not a curated record. The transcript has 3 exons. Lineage: Eukaryota; Metazoa; Mollusca; Gastropoda; Planorbidae. Gene Ontology annotation, molecular function: protein binding. The coding region runs from base 120 to 2408 and encodes 762 amino acids.